AUGUGUGGGCCAAAGCUGGUGACAGAGCUGCUCUGUCCAGGAGCUGCAGCAAUGGGUGCUGCAGGCAGCUCUCCGGGGGCCAUCGGGAGCAGGAAGGCUUUCCUGCAUGGGGAGGAAGGCCAGCUUUGGCCUCAGACAAAGGCAGGGGAGCUCAGCAUGACACAUCUCUGCUUUCUCCUCUCAGUUCACAGCAAGAGGAAUCUGUCCCCUCGGUCAGGGAAAGAAAGCACUCGACGCAGGCUCAGCUCACUGUAGGCAUGUUCACGGUGUCCCCUUGCUCCGGCUCCGUCAGUCCUUGGGGCCAGCGGAAGAUCACAGUGGAUUGCAACGCAGGAGCAGAGGGGAAAGGUGAGGAGCAGCUGUACAUUGACAUCAGCAACAGAGACCCCAAGGACAAUCCCCUCGGCAUUCCCUUUACCCUGACUGCCGAGUCCUGCAUCCCAGCGCUUGUUGAAGACGUCACGUCCAUCUUUGAGCAGUACCCGAUCCACAGCAACGUCAAUCUCCGCCAGACGUUACAGUCGGUGCAAGGUAACGGUGUGUUCAUCAGAGAUGAUAACAAAUUCAUCUUCACCAAAGUUCAGGUGGGGCAACAGGCCACGGCUCGCUUCAAGAACUCUAAUGGCAGCAGUGUCCCAUGUGACGUGGUCCUCUCCAUCAAAGCCAUGCCUGGAGAGCCUCACAGCCUCAUCAGCAACAUCUUCAAGUUGGAUCCUGUUGAGAUGAGGAUUCCUGGUUUAUCCCACGCCUUUGCUACAGUGACCUUCACUCCAGAACAAAAGGAGGACUACCAGUGCACUUUCACAGCUUCCCUUGUUAGCCCAAAAAGCAGCUCCGUGAAGACGAAACCCCAACAGCUGACCUUCACUGUCAGUGGAGAGGGGCACGUGCCUCAGGUGACAGUCGAGUGCCCGGGCCUUCGGAGCAAGAGAGGAAACGCUGUGCUGCGCUUCAGGAGGCUCCUGCUGGGGGAUUCCCAGACACUCCCCCUGGUCCUUCGUAACGAUGGCAUCAUACCCACAAAGUUUACAGUUCAUAUCAUGGAUGACAAGGGAGUUUUCUUCCUAAAAAGCACACAGUCCGCACUCCGUGCCUUCCACACUGCAGACAAGGAAGAGGACUCCACUGGGAAAGCCAAGAAGCAUCCCCAGAAGCCUUACCUGCUCCUGGAACACGGGCAAUCAGCAGAGUUUGACGUGUUUUUCAAACCCACCCUGACCCAACGUCUGGAAGGGAAGAUCCGUGUGCCACUGUCAGGCAACAAUGAGAUCAACAUAGAGCUGGUGGGUGAAGGCUACGACGAUGACUUCACCCUUGAUAACCUAGCAGAAGACAACCAGGGGAGCAAUGCUGAGGGCAAUCUGGAGGACGACAUCAUUACGGCUGUCAGAGCGAAUCACAUAGAGUUUGGGGAUUGUGCAGUCAGGGAGCUCUGCGACAAGACCUUCACAGUCACCAACCGCAGCAAGGAGGAGGUGAUGCGGUUUGAGUGGUUGCUGGCAGACACCCCAUUCCAGUUCUCCCCCAAGGUGGGACACCUCCAGCCUGGCUGUGCCAAGGAUAUCAGAGUGACCUUGAAAUCCAAAGUCCCGGUCACCAUCAGAAGGCACUCUGUGAACUGUAAGGUGGCCAAGAUCAAAUACCAGCUGCCACGAGAAGAGGUGUACAACUGGGACGAUGGAAUGUACACUGAGAAGUGGGAGGAUACCACCGAGAGAUUACCAGGAGCCCGCUGGCCUUCGAAGCGGAGGGUGGUCAAGGCAGUCCUGGAACCACCUCACACCGUCCUUGAGAAGAGCAUCCACGAGGUUGAGCUUGUCCUCAGUGCUCAGAUUGACUAUGCCAAGUACAAACUGGACACAGUCGAGGUUCAACUGAAGCAGACUGAGUUCUUUCAGACAGAGAUAAGCACUUUCCAGAUGUCCAGUACAGGGAAUGUAGCCCUGAAAUACUGCUGGCAGGAGAAUCUGGAGGAGAAAAAGCCAUCAAAGAGUUCUGAGAAGCCGUUCUCGUCCAUUCUGAUGGGUUAUUUCUUGUCCUCUGAUGCUGUGGAUCACUGGUUCAGGCAUCAUCCAAGUCGGGUGCACUGGGCAUCGCCGCUCGAGUCAACUCGGUCCCAGUCAACCCAGCCCCCAAGUCGGCACCGUUCAAGGUAGCUGAGCUGUUCUUCGAGGAACAUUAGUUCCUCCCUGGAAUUGUAUCCGGAUGACAUCAAUGACCCACCGCUGUUCUCCAUCGAGCCCCAGUGCGGUACCAUCCCUGCUGGCAAAAAUCAGACUUUCCGCGUGAAAUUCUGCCCGAUGCGUCUGGGGGAAUUUAAGGCCGAAAUGCUGUGCAGGUAGGAAAUGUCCAGGUGCUUUCCAAUCCAUGCUUCUGGUGGGUAUCACAGGAUGGGCCAUCUGGUGCACCCUUCCUGCUCAAGCAGGGUCAUUCCAGAGAACAUG
Chiroxiphia lanceolata (lance-tailed manakin) is the source of this 2444-nucleotide messenger RNA. Its product is annotated as hydrocephalus-inducing protein homolog. NCBI's taxonomy places the organism in Eukaryota, Metazoa, Chordata, Aves, Passeriformes, Pipridae. Gene Ontology annotation, biological process: axonemal central apparatus assembly; cilium movement. The transcript has 12 exons. Gene Ontology annotation, cellular component: axoneme. The coding region runs from base 258 to 2156 and encodes 632 amino acids. The record is from RefSeq and is a predicted model, not a curated record.